UGAACUUUUUCGCAAAGUUAAAGGGGUAUAUUUGACCUUUAACCAAGACAAAAAGUAGCGCCAGAAAACCCUAAGCUCUCUUCCGCCUUAUCUCUUUAACGCAUCUUCCGCCUCUCUCUCUCGCCGUUUGCCCUUUCUCUCUCUCUCUCAGCUUACGUUUCCGACAAUGUCAUCUUCAAUUAUAGGUGGCUGCCAUUUCUACAAUUUCUCUACCGUUGAAUCUGCCGGAACAACAAACAGGAGAACUACAUUAUGGAGAUCGCCAAGAGCAGCAGUAAUUCCAAGUUUUCACCUCCCAAUGCGCAGUUAUGAAGUUAAAAAUAGGACAUUUGCUGAGGACAUAAAAUCACUUCGAUUGAUUACUGCAAUCAAAACCCCAUAUUUACCGGAUGGAAGAUUUGAUCUUGAGGCUUAUGACGCCUUAGUAAAUUUGCAAAUCGAAAAUGGCGUUGAGGGUGUGAUUGUUGGUGGCACGACAGGUGAAGGUCAGUUGAUGAGCUGGGAUGAACAUAUCAUGCUCAUUGGUCACACAGUCAAUUGUUUUGGUGGAUCAAUCAAAGUCAUUGGAAAUACAGGAAGCAACUCCACAAGGGAAGCAAUCCAUGCAACUGAACAGGGAUUUGCUGUGGGUAUGCAUGCAGCUCUUCAUAUUAAUCCCUACUAUGGGAAGACCUCCAUUGAGGGUAUGAUUUCUCACUUUGACAGUGUGCUCCCUAUGGGCCCUACUAUCAUUUAUAAUGUGCCAUCACGGACUGGUCAAGACAUUCCCCCAUGUGUAAUUCAGACAUUAGCAAAGAGCCCUAACCUUGCUGGUGUCAAAGAGUGUGUCGGAAAUGAUAGAGUGGAGCAGUAUACAAGUAAUGGGUUGGUCGUGUGGAGUGGAAAUGAUGAUCAAUGCCAUGACUCAAGGUGGGAUCAUGGUGCUAUGGGAGUUAUUUCUGUCACCAGCAACUUGGUUCCUGAUCUGAUGCAUGAACUAAUGUUUGGAGGAAAGAAUCCUGCUUUGAACUCAAAGCUAAUGCCAUUGGUUGAAUGGUUGUUUCAUGAGCCAAACCCCAUUGCUCUAAAUACAGCUUUAGCUCAACUCGGAGUUGUGAGGCCUGUCUUUCGCCUUCCAUAUGUUCCACUUACAAAGGAAAAGAGAGAGGAAUUUGGGAAGAUUGUUAGGGAAAUUGGACGGGAAAACUUUAUAGGUGAAAGAGAUGUCCAAGUUUUGGAUGACAAUGAUUUUGUUUUGGUUGGUAGAUAUUAGCUUUUUCCCAAUUGGAGUUGAGAAGUAAGUUUUUGUUGUUAGCUGCUUAAUUUGAUAAUUUCUUGGCACGAAGUUAGCUUCUUUUAUGUUCUGUUUCCACCAUGCAUAGCUUCUUUUAUGUUCUUUUUCCCCCAUGCAUUGUUCUUGUUUGAUUUUCUCUUUUGGGAGCUAUGUACAUUGUAGCUGUUAGCUAAUGGACUGGUCCUUUUCUUCUA
Capsicum annuum is the source of this 1467-nucleotide messenger RNA. Its product is annotated as 4-hydroxy-tetrahydrodipicolinate synthase, chloroplastic. Gene Ontology annotation, molecular function: 4-hydroxy-tetrahydrodipicolinate synthase activity. Bases 167 to 1252 code for a protein of 361 amino acids. The record is from RefSeq and is a predicted model, not a curated record. The transcript has 3 exons. NCBI's taxonomy places the organism in Eukaryota, Viridiplantae, Streptophyta, Magnoliopsida, Solanales, Solanaceae.